CAAGGUAAACUUCUCUCCGGUUUCCUCUCUUUGCUUUCCGGCUACUCACAACACCCUACCCAGGGGUCUGUCAAAAUUCACACCGAUAUUAUGUCUCCGACCAAAAAACUCAAAUAUUCUAAGGCUCUAUUUUUUGAGUUUUUUUAGAGUAUUUUUUGAAGUAUAAUCACUUUUUAUGUUUUUUUUCCAGAGAAAUUUGUUGUAUUAAUUGUGUAGUCAAUUUCGAAAGAAUCUUGAACCAGCUUGUGGUUGGAUGGUUAAGAGGACGGCAGUAUUCCCAGCCCAGGACGGUUCAAGUCCUAGCCUUAGACAUUGAUGGUCAUAUUUUUUUUUAUUUAUUUCAGGUCUUCCAGCGAUUUGCGUUCAGUGGGAGAAAACGUUUCCGUUGACUAUGAAGGCGUUUGUUGUGACUUCGUCAACAGGGGUGAGUGUAUGUGUGUAUAUGCAUGAAUGUUUGCUUCUGUAUUGUGUUUAUUUUUUUUCUAAAUAAUAGUUUUCUAGAGAACAAGGCCCCCAUUCGGCUCCGGAGCGAGCCUAAUUUCUCAUGGGCUGAUUUCACUGAAAACUUUUUCUUUGUCUUGCCCAGCCACGAAGUAGACUCUCUCAGCCCGUCUGCUGCGCGAUCUAGUCGACAAGGUAGUCCCCAACGCUUCCAAGGGGCGCCGGCGGCUGGGGUUUCUUCCUCUCCGCCUCCAGCACCUGCGGGCUCGCCGCCGGUUGGACCUGCACAGCGUGCGGGAUUGCGUCCUCGCCUGGCGACGUUGCCGUGCAUUGCCCGUCGAGUCUUUUUCCUCGGCGCGCCGCCCUCCCGCAGCUCCGUCGCCUUCUCUACCACGAUGGUAAGCUGCUAUGCGUCAACCAAAUGGUGGCGUGUUUGUUGUUGAGAUCUCAUUGUUAUCAGAUUCAAAUCUGGGCUGUGUUUCGUUCAAGGUCCGAUUUCGCCGGUUGAAACCUGUUGAUCUCUCAGUUUAAGGCUCAUAUUUGCUAGCUUGCAAACUGAAUUUUUGUUAGAGGAAGUUCUGUCUGCUUCGCAAGCCUGCAACACCCGUUGCAUUUUUGUUCACCAUGGCCAACAAAUCCACCUCUGAAGUUAGCCAUGGCCAGCUGCCCAAGACAUCGUCCACAUGCUUGACGGAGGGUGUCACUGCGGUGCAUGAUUUUGAGGUGGCCAAUUACCGGUUGCUGGAUGGCAUCGGCGUCGGCAAGCACGUUCGCUCAAGCAACUUCAGCGUGGGUGGCUUCGAAUGGUUUAUCAAUUUCUUCCCGGACGGGAGGAUGGCAGACUACGCUGGCUAUGCAUCAGUCUUUCUGGACCGUGUCAUCCAACAGAAUGACACGCAUAAUGUCAGGACUAAGUUCACCUUAAACAUGCUAGAGAAAGACGGCGAGGCACAAUUAACUAAAUGUGAUGAGAUUGAUCAUGUCUUUUCCUCAGCAAAGUCAUAUUGGGGCUACUUCAGAUUCGUUGCCAAAGUGAAACUGAAAUCAUCGUCGCAAGCCAGCAAUGGCUCCUUGAUUAUACGCUGUGUUCUCACCGUGAUAAAAGAACCUCGCACCAAGGUUAAGAGGAACACUGUUGUCGUUCCGCAGCCGAAUCUGCAAGAUCAGCUCUCCCAAAUGUGGAAGGAUGGCCAGGGAGCAGAUGUGACAUUCAGUGUGGGUGGCCAAUUGUUCAAAGCUCACAGAUGCUUAUUGGCUGCACGGUCUCUGGUUUUCAAGGCGGAGCUCUUGGGUUCGAUGAAGGAGAAGGAAACACACUGCGUCAAAAUUGAUGACAUCCACCCUGAAAUCUUUGAAGCUCUUCUUCACUUCAUAUACACUGAUUCCCUGAUAGUCGAUGAGCACCACAGAGAAGGUGGAAUUGCAAAACUGCAGCAUCUGCUAGUUGCCUCGGAUCGAUAUGGAUUGGAUAGGUUAAAUGCAAUGUGUGAAAGUAAAUUGUCCGAGUGCAUUGACGUGGAGACUGUUGCCACGACAUUGGUUUUAGCAGAGCAACACCACUGCAAGGAUCUCAAAGAAGCUUGCGUCGAGUUUAUGGCUCCACGGAAUGUUCUGCAAGCUGUCAUGGCAACCGAUGGUUUCAAGCAUUUGGUAGCAAGCUGUCCUUUGGUCAUGAAGGAGUUAUUGGACAUGAUGUCCCGCAGUGGCUAGUUCCGUUAAGAGGUCAAGGUAUCAUAUGUGCAACUAAUUACGCAGAUUGCUAAAUUUCAAUCCAUGUUCAGUUACCAAUGCUUCAGCUUAUACGUGUUACCAUGAUACUGUGACGAUUUUAUGUUUGCAUCUUGAUGUUACUUUUA
Molecule: messenger RNA, 2297 nt
Organism: Aegilops tauschii subsp. strangulata
Lineage: Eukaryota; Viridiplantae; Streptophyta; Magnoliopsida; Poales; Poaceae
Product: BTB/POZ and MATH domain-containing protein 2-like
Biological process (GO): protein ubiquitination
Molecular function (GO): protein binding
Source: RefSeq, a predicted model, not a curated record